AUGGAGUCCCAAAUCGCAAGCAGUCACUCCUCCGACUUCGUCACAAUCGGGGACUACGUACUGAGUUCCAAACUCGGAGGCGGCCCGCUAUCAACAGUAUGGAAGGCCAAGCACAAAACAAGCGGCGAAAUGGCGGCACUGAAGCAGAUACAACUCUCGAAACUCACCCGGAACCUCAAGAACAGCUUGGACUGCGAGCUCAAUUUUCUGUCCUCUGUUAAUCAUCCCAACAUCAUUCGCCUUCUUGAUUUUUUCAAGGCUAAAGGUUGCGUAUUUCUAGUGUUGGAGUUUUGUGCUGGAGGCAAUCUAGCUUCUUACAUUCAGCUCCAUGGCAGAGUUCAAGAGUGGAUAGCUAAAAGAUUCAUGCGGCAGCUUGCAAGAGAUAAAAGUGGAUGA
Messenger RNA from Ilex paraguariensis (yerba mate), 396 nucleotides. NCBI's taxonomy places the organism in Eukaryota, Viridiplantae, Streptophyta, Magnoliopsida, Aquifoliales, Aquifoliaceae. The record is from the annotation of a GenBank genome assembly.